GCCACAAUUUCGUCUCUCACUGGUCGCUCCACCUUCCUUACCCAUCAUCACUCACGCAGAGAGCUGAGUUUCCACCAUCACAAGAUGGGAACCCUUGGAAAAGCAAUAUACACCGUUGGAUUCUGGAUUCGAGAGACUGGCCAGGCCAUUGAUCGUCUCGGCUCCCGCCUCCAGGGCAACUACUACUUCCAAGAGCAACUGUCUCGGCAUCGAACUCUUAUGAACAUAUUCGACAAAGCUCCUGCAGUUGAUAAGGAUGCCUUUGUUGCCCCAAGUGCCUCUAUCAUUGGGGAUGUUCAAGUUGGAAGAGGAUCAUCUAUUUGGUAUGGAUGUGUCCUGAGAGGUGAUAUCAACAACAUCAGUGUUGGUUCUGGAACUAACAUACAAGAUAACUCCCUUGUGCAUGUGGCAAAGUCUAACCUAAGUGGAAAGGUCUUACCUACUAUUAUUGGGGAUAAUGUUACUGUAGGUCAUAGUGCUGUUAUCCAUGGCUGUACUGUUGAAGAUGAGGCCUUUGUUGGUAUGGGAGCAACACUCCUUGAUGGUGUUGUUGUUGAGAAACAUGGUAUGGUUGCUGCUGGAGCCCUUGUGAGACAGAAUACAAGGAUCCCAGCUGGUGAGGUAUGGGGAGGAAACCCAGCACGAUUCCUGAGAAAGCUCACUGAUGAAGAGAUAGCCUUUAUAUCCCAGUCAGCCACCAACUAUACAAACCUGGCACAGGUUCAUGCAGCCGAGAAUGCGAAACCAUUUGAUGAAAUCGAGUUUGAGAAGCUUCUCCGCAAGAAGUUUGCUCGUCGGGAUGAGGAGUAUGACUCGAUGCUGGGUGUCGUUCGUGAAACUCCCCCUGAACUUAUUCUUCCAGAUAACAUUCUACCAGAUAAAGCAACAAAGGAUUCUCAAAAAUGAGGAUUUUUAGGAAAUUUUAUUUUUUCAGUUCAGAUCUUGAUAUUGGACCAAGGAAUAUUUGUUGUUAUGAGCAAAAACAUGGAAAAGGGAUUCUUUUCUUCAAAAUAAUACCAGACGUGUUAGGGAAGAAUUAUUGUUUCUUUCUA
Molecule: messenger RNA, 1052 nt
Organism: Juglans microcarpa x Juglans regia
Lineage: Eukaryota; Viridiplantae; Streptophyta; Magnoliopsida; Fagales; Juglandaceae
Product: gamma carbonic anhydrase 1, mitochondrial
Exons: 5
Coding region: 85-906 (273 amino acids)
Source: RefSeq, a predicted model, not a curated record